Molecule: messenger RNA, 2187 nt
Organism: Salvelinus sp. IW2-2015
Lineage: Eukaryota; Metazoa; Chordata; Actinopteri; Salmoniformes; Salmonidae
Product: basic salivary proline-rich protein 3
Molecular function (GO): DNA binding
Source: RefSeq, a predicted model, not a curated record
ACCGGAAAGUACUUCUUUUAUUAUUUUUUAUUAUUGUUGCUGACGAGACGCUGAUAAAGAUUUGUUACUUAUUAUUCUCAGACGGGGAAGCUACAAACAACGACAUAGAAACCAUCGCCUGGUGAAAAUAAGGUUUUCCCCCAAGAUCACAGGUCCAUCUGAAAAGAGCCAGGUUGAGAGAAUGGAAGGAAAGGUGAUUAAAAUGGAGGUGGAAGAAGAGGCAACCAGGUCUGUGGAAGUGCAGGUGGAUGUGGCUGGCAGCGAAGAGAAGUCAGAUGAAGCUUUGUCUAAUGGUAGCCACACAACCCCUAAGAGAAGCAGGGGUAGGCCCCCCAAAAACCGACUCGUCUCUGAAUCAGAUCAAGCCUUAUCCAACGGUAGCUCCACAACACCUAAGAUGGAACAGGGUAGGCCCAAAAGAUCAGUCACUAAGAAGGGAAGAGGUAGUCCCAGUGUAGCCUUGUCUAAUAGUAGCACCACAACACCUAAAAAAGGUCAGCAAAAAGGAUCAAUCUCCAAGUUAGGUGCUAACCGCAUAACACCUAAGAGGGGAAGGGCCAAAGGAUCAGUGUUCACAAAACCCAAGAUGCUGAAGGUUAUAGGCAAGCCGUCGCAAGGCCAACCCCUUAAAGUGGUUGACCCCUCCCCUAAGAAGUGUGGCCGGCCCAUUAAAGUUAAAUCAAAAAGGGGUAGGCCAAAGAAGAUCCUAACACCCGAGGAGGAAGAGGAGAGAAAGAAACUGGAAAGUCAACCAAGAGUGUUGAAGCCACUUGGAAGGCCACGCAUCUAUCCCCGCAAUGACCCACCAGUCAGUGAGCCUAGAAGAAGAGGCCGCCCAUGCAAGAUUAAGAACAACAGGGGUGCUCACUUGCGGAAACCCCCCAAUCCCAAUCUCAAACCCCCCAAUCCCAAACCCCCCAAUCCCAAACCCCCCAUCUAUGAUGGUUCCCAACGGAAAAGAGGCCGUCCCUCUAAUGCAGCAAAAAAAGAGAAGAUCAAGGCAGAGCAAGAGAAGGCCAACAGUGAACCUCCAGUCAAACGGUCCUGCAACUUCAACGAAAUAAGCGAGGCAGGAUUUCCUCCAGUCGAAGAGGACAUUGAUAUGUAAAAAGGUGAACUGAGGAAAGUGAAACCAGAAAGGGGAAUGGAGGAAAGUGAAAGCGGAUAAAUAUACAGAAGACACCAAGAAGCCAGUUACCUCCAGUGACCGCAGUAGCUUUCUCGGGGCCAUAAGCAGGAUGUCUGGCGACAGCCCGACCAGGGCAAGUACUCCCCACUUCAUAGCUGCCCUGUUUUGGGGGGGGGGGGGGUUCCAGUAUAAUUGCUGAUAUGAGACCAUCUGAUAAUGCAGUUUUAUAUGGGGUGAUCUCAGUUAUGAAAAUAGAUAAUGCACUCUUUCACUUGUCUGAUUGCAUUCUUCACCUUUAUGGGGUUAAAAUGGUUAGCCUUAUUGUUGACCUGGACCAUGCAACUUCCAAUUCUUUCUCUGCAUUGUUGGGAAGGGCCCAUAAGCAUUUCACUGUUAGUCUACGCCUGUUGUUUACGAAGCGUGUGACAAAUACAUUUGAUUUGAACCCAACAUUUUAAAUUUCUACAUUAAAAAUGUACAGUUUCACUACUUGAGGGUUUUGUUCACCAAUAGAAUCCUUGUAGUUUGCUUAUCAACGUUACUCCUCAGAUCUUUUUAUGAUUUAGACUUAUGUUGUUUUUUUGUUGACUGUCAGUCCUGAUCACUAGGCCUACUUUGACAUAACCAGUGGAGUAACAUUUCAAACAGGACAGCUUGUGAGAGAUUUUUAGAUUUGUCAAUGUUUUCAAUAAUUCUUUGGUGACAUUGUAAUGUGUUCAUUGUCAUGAAAAAUCUGGUUGUUUACAAAAAUGUUAUAGUUGUGGAUGGCUUGGUUUCACAGACCCUGGACUAAUGUUAUACACGUUUAUGUAGGCUACAUGUAUUGGGCUAUAUCAUGAAGUCUUGACCAUUGACAUUCCAGUAUAAAUGCAUUCCUUUAUGUAUCCACCUGUCAAUUUAAACUCUGCCACUGACCGACUGCAUUAUACAGUGGCAAGAAAGUAUGUGAACCCUUUGGAAUUACCUGGAUUUCUGCAUAAAUUGGUCAUAAUGUGAUCUGAUCUUCAUCCAAGUCAUAACAAUAGACUGCUUAAAACUAAUAAAAAACAAUAAUUUUU